AUGGGACUCGUGGGCGGGAUCCUCGGCUUCGUCCUCGGCCUCCCCCUGGGGCUCGCCGCCGCCUACCUCGUCUACCUCCGCUUCGUCGCGCCCCGGCGCCGUCUCCAGGAUCCUGUCGUUAGACCUCUGCGAGAUUUAGAUUUUGAGACAUUACAGACGAUGGUAAAUGAUAUUCCGUUAUGGGUCAAGUAUCCAGACUAUGAACGGAUUGAUUGGAUGAACAAGUUUAUUUGUGAUAUGUGGCCUUUCCUGGAUAAGGCAAUAUGCAAAAUAAUAAGAGGUGUAGCAAAGCCAAUAUGUGAUCAGUAUGUUGGAAAAUAUGGCAUAGAAUCAAUUGAAUUUGGAAACUUAACACUUGGCGCUCUUCCACCUACACUCCAAGGAAUUAAGGUUUAUGAAAUGCGAGAAAAAGAACUGGUAAUUGAACCUGUGAUUCGGUGGGCUAGCAUAGCAAAUGUAACUGUGAAUGUGAAGGUGCAUUCUUUCAAAUUGUCCGCCCAGCUUCUGGAUUUGCAUAUAAUGCUGACACCACGAGCGACUCUGAAGCCACUUGUGCCAAGCUUUCCCUGUUUUGCCAGUGUGUGUGUUUCACUAAUGGAGAAGCCGCAUGUUGACUUCGGAUUGAAAUUGCUGGGUGGAGAUGUCAUGGCUAUUCCUGGUUUGUAUCGGUUUGUCCAGGAGCAAAUAUCAAAGCAAAUUGCAAUCCUGUAUCAUUGGCCUAAGGUUAUAGAAGUUCCUAUUUUAGAUGGAGCAAGUGGUGCUACAAAGAAACCAGUGGGAGUAUUGCAUGUCAAGGUAGUUCGUGCCAUGAAUCUUCCCAAGAUGGACUUGCUUGGGAAAUCUGAUCCUUAUGUCAAGCUUCGGCUAAGUGGCGAGAGACUGCCCUCGAAGAAAACCUCUGUCAAGAUGAGCAACCUGAAUCCUGAAUGGAACGAACAUUUCAGGCUCGUUGUCAAGGAUCCUGAGACACAAGUCCUCGAGCUCCAGAUGUUUGAUUGGGAAAAGGUCAAAAUGCAUGAUAAAAUGGGCGUGCAAGUGAUUCCCCUCCGCUUGCUUACUCCUUACGAGAGCAAGUUGUUCACACUAGACCUUCUCAGAAGCAUGAACCCAAAUGAUCAGCAAAACAAGAAGAAUAGAGGAAAGCUUGUCGUGGAACUGACAUUUGAUCCUUUCAGAGAGGAAAACAGCACGAGUCCUCUAAUUUCAGAUGUUGAAGGCAAUAUCAGUCUGAAAAGGGACGUCCCGGACGGUGGUGGGGUGCUGUUAGUUUCGGUCGAAAAUGCAGAAGAUGUCGAAGGGAAGCGUCACACUAAUCCGUAUGCCGUGGUUCUUUUUAGGGGCGAAAAGAGGGAAACCAAGGUGAUCAGGAAGGCUCGAGAUCCAAGGUGGAACGAGGAGUUCCAGUUCGUGGUGGACGAGGCCCCCAUGGAUGAGAAGAUCCACAUCGAGAUCAGAAGCAGACGCCGUAGGCUCCUCCCGUUCCGCACCCAGGUUUGCUGCUCCCACUUUUUCUUUCCUAACAGCUUGUCUUUGCCGGCCUUCGUUCCCUCUGAGUCUCUGACGCCGGCGGAGCUUCUUUCUCUGUGUGUGUUGUAUGGUUUGCAGGAGUCGCUGGGGCACGUGAACAUAAACCUGGUGGACGUGGUGAACAACGGGCGGAUCAACGAGAAGUACCACCUCAUCAACUCCAGGAACGGCAAGCUGCAGCUCGAGAUCAAGUGGAACACCGUCUGA
Molecule: messenger RNA, 1734 nt
Organism: Triticum turgidum subsp. durum (durum wheat)
Lineage: Eukaryota; Viridiplantae; Streptophyta; Magnoliopsida; Poales; Poaceae
Source: the annotation of a GenBank genome assembly